This is a messenger RNA of Aspergillus glaucus CBS 516.65, 1500 nucleotides long. RefSeq lists its product as uncharacterized. The transcript has 2 exons. Bases 8 to 1303 code for a protein of 431 amino acids. The record is from RefSeq and is a predicted model, not a curated record. Lineage: Eukaryota; Fungi; Ascomycota; Eurotiomycetes; Eurotiales; Aspergillaceae.
CAACCAAAUGCCCUGGAAAUGCCAAACAUGCCCUUUCUGCCAAAAGAAAUACGUCAACAAAACCGGCCUCCGCAACCAUCUAGACUGGUACACCGGCGAAUGGCGCUUCCCAGCCGACGGCAUCCACGACGUCCUGAGCAUCGACCAAAUCCUUAAUCCUCCCGAUCCAGAUCAACAGAAUCAAUAUCGAUGUCCAUCAUGUGCAAAGAUCAUUAAUUCUCGGAGGGCGUUCAUGGAGCAUGUCGUUUAUCGAAUGCAUUACGGGCCUUACGGGGAUGGCAGUGGUCAUGGAGACGGCAAGGGUGAUUCGGGGACUACGACAACUAGGAGUACGGGGAAGAGGAAGCGAGGAUACCUAGAAACGUGGAUAUUACCUUUUGACGAGGAAUUGGUUAAAGUCCCACAGCGAAAGGGGCCGUUUGCGUUUCUCCGUCUUCCCUUUGACAUCCGACAAUUAAUCUACAAAGAACUCCUCCACUACACCCAAAUCACAAUCCACAAGCCCACCCGCCCCUCGACCACCGGUAGAGAGCGAAACGGCGUAUGUCUCCAGCAUAACCCCCAUCGAAACGCACUCGCUAUGCUAGCCGUGAGCCGCCAGACGUAUGAGGAGGGACGGCGGGUAUUCUAUGGGCUGAAUAUGUUUGUCUUUGAGACACUCGGUGCUAUCCCGGUGUUCUUUAUUGGUAUUGGACGGCAUAAUGCUAUGUUUCUGCGGUCUGUGAAGUGGGGGGAGGAGUGGGGGGAAUGGCAGGAAUGGAUUGAGGUUCUUCGGCCGUUUCUUGUACCUGUGGUGGAAGAAGAAGGGAGUGAUAAUGGUGAUUAUGAUGACGAGGAAGUGGAUGAAGGCGAUGGGGAAGAAAAUGACGAAGAAGAAAACGAUGAGGAAGAAGGGGAGGACAACAACAGCCAUGAAGAGGACACAACACCACCAGAUCCAACCAUCUGGACCGAUGAAGACACAUACCUAAACCUCCUCAGACUCCUCGCCGCUAAACCCCCCACAGCCAUGUACACCAUGUACGACAGCGACAGAAAUCGACUCCUGCGAUUCGAAGACGCUGGCAGCUUUGUAUCCGGUGACAUUCGCGAGCGACACAGCAUGAGCGUCACCUUGAAGAAGGAUACGAAUACAGGUAGUGUCAUAAAUAAAUGUGUGGUUUCGUUCGAGUUGCUCGAGCGGAAAAGUAAGGAGAGCCGUUUGCCGUGGAGUGUGAGGUCUAGUUAUGAGUAUUACAAAGCUCGUCAGAAGGGGGAAUGUCUGGCGACGAAUUCGAAUCGAUCAACGGCGGAUAAAAACUAGUUGUUCGUUAUUUGAAGACUCGUCCAGGUCAUAGAAGCCAUACGCUGCCUUUUGUGCCGGUUCGUGUCCUCCGUCCAUUCGACUGCGCAGCCAAAAGGUCCUAUAUUCGCUAAAUGCUUGCCGCCACUCGGCCUAUAGGGCUGACAGAUGCGUGUAUGAAUAAUAAUAAUUCGCUAAAUGCAACUUCAAGAUCAAUA